AUGCACUACAUGGAGCUGAGAAAUCAAACUCCAUUUGCAGAAUUCCUUCUCCUGGGAUUCUCAGAGGACCCAACCCUCCAUCCUUUCAUCUUUGGACUGUUCCUCUCCAUGUACCUGGUCACUGUAAGUGGGAACCUGCUCAUCGUCCUGGCCAUCCUCUCAGACACCCACCUGCACACACCCAUGUACUUCUUCCUAUCCAACCUGUCCUUGGUGGACAUCUGCUUCACCUCUACCACUGUCCCCAAGAUGCUGGUGAACAUCCAGAUGCAAAGCCAAGCCAUCAGCUAUGCAGGCUGCAUCACACAGAUGUUCUUCUUCAUCAUUUUUGCAGUUCUGGAUGACUUUCUUCUGGGCGUGAUGGCUUAUGACCGGUUUGUGGCCAUCUGUCACCCCCUGCACUAUAUAGUCAUCAUGACCCCCUGGCUCUGUGUGCAGCUGGUUCUGUUGUGCUGGGUCAUUGGUGUCCUGCAUGCCUUGUUUAACAGCUUACUGGUGCUGAGACUGAGCUUCUGCACACACCUGGAAAUCCCUCACUUUUUCUGUGAGAUAAAUCAGGUGGUCCAUUCUGCUUGCUCUGACACCUUUCUCAAUGACAUCAUGAUGUAUUUUGCAGCUGUGCUGCUGGCAGGAGGUCCCCUGGCUCUGAUUCUGUACUCCUACUCUAUGAUAGUCUCCUCCAUCCGAGCCAUGUCGUCAACUCAAGGCAAGUAUAAAGCCUUUUCCACCUGUAGCUCUCACCUCUUGAGCAUCUCUCUAUUUUAUGGAACAAGCAUAGGUGUGUACCUCAGUGCCAAUGCUGCCCCAAGUUCAGCCUCAACUGCAACAGCCUCAGUGAUGUACACAGUGGUGACCCCCAUGCUCAACCCCUUCAUCUACAGCCUGAGGAACACAGAGAUGAAGAGGGCUCUGAAAAGACUGUUGUUCCAUAAAUGA
This is a messenger RNA of Ochotona curzoniae (black-lipped pika), 936 nucleotides long. Its product is annotated as olfactory receptor 7A10-like. Gene Ontology annotation, cellular component: membrane. The coding region runs from base 1 to 936 and encodes 311 amino acids. Gene Ontology annotation, biological process: G protein-coupled receptor signaling pathway. The record is from RefSeq and is a predicted model, not a curated record. Gene Ontology annotation, molecular function: G protein-coupled receptor activity; olfactory receptor activity. NCBI's taxonomy places the organism in Eukaryota, Metazoa, Chordata, Mammalia, Lagomorpha, Ochotonidae. The transcript has a single exon.